AUGGGUGACAAACCGUGCGUGACAAAAAUAUCCACAACAUGGCGGACAUCAGGUUCUUUCUCAUCUCGUGUCUUAACUUUCUCCUUCUUGGUAUCCAACCUKCACAUACAGCUAAGAUAGUUGGGUACCCAAUGUUUGGAGGAAGCCAGUACAUCGGAAUGAAGAGAAUAGCUGAAGAGUUAGUCAGCAGGGGACAUGAAGUGACCAUUCUAGUCAGCCAGGUACAGAAAAUCAAGCCAGCAAAGGGUAUCACUCAUCAAGUCUACCAAGUGCCUUUCCAGGAAGGCUUUCUGGAAAAACUGCUGGUCUCCGCUGUCAUCAAAGGAGGCAUCCUAAAAUCCCUACUUUCGCACUCAAACAACAGUAGUAUGAUAACGAUACAACGCGUCUUCUGUGAGGCCUUGCUUAACAAUACGAAACUACUUGAACCUUUGAAGAAUUUUGAUGUCAUCAUCACCGAUACAUCGAUGUUCUGUGGGCCACUAGUUGCCGAGUAUCUUGGUAUUAAAAGGAUUGAAUACUGUCCUAUUUCACCAAGAUUUUUGUCCAUUUUUACUCCUUACGAAUCAGUCUUCACUCUUUCCUACGUCCCACUCUAUCUAUCUCGCAAUCCAGGAAAAAUGACGUUCCUACAGCGAACGAAGAACGCUUUGAUUUUCACUGUAGGACAGAUUAUUUUUCCUAUUAUCGCGCUUAGACCAUUCGUAAAGAUGAAAGAAAAAUAUAAGAUCAAGCCAGAAAAGAGCCUAAUGGAAGCCAUGAUGGACAAGGAACUGACGCUCUUUUUGGGAGAUUUUGCAGUGGAUUAUCCUCAUCCUAUUCCACCAAGCUAUAAGCUGAUUGGUCCAUUGAAUAUCCAGCCCGUCAAACCCCUCCCGCCUGAUCUYCAGCAGUUGAUUGAUAGUUCUGGUGAUGACGGUUUCAUUAUCGUGUCUUUUGGAUCGAACGUGGCUUCAGUGUUGGACAAGGAUAAAGUAGACAUUAUGGCUGACGCUUUUGGACGAUUAAAACAGAAAGUUGUCUGGAGACUACAAGGAUAUAUCCCAUCAUCCCUCAGUCCUAACAUCAAAGCCGUUGAUUGGCUGCCCCAGAAUGACUUGCUGGCUCACCCAAAGAUACGAGUCUUUGUUUCUCACGUGGGUCAAAACAGUUUGUACGAAACAGCAUAUCGCGGGGUUCCUGUGGUAUCUUUGCCCUUAUUUGGAGACCAACCGGACAAUGCUUUGUUGGUUGAGGAGAGAGGCAUGGGAUUGAGUUUAGACUACCAGACCCUCACGGCUGAUGAUAUGUACAACACCAUACAACGAGUCAUCCAACAACCAAGUUUCAAAGAAAACGCUCAGCGAAUUUCUGGUCUGCUUAGUGACCGCCCUYRUAGCCCAGCACAGGAGGCAGCUGAUUGGAUAGAAUACACUGUUAGACAUGGUGGUCUUGCACAUCUACGACCCUACUCUUCUCAACUAGCCUGGUACCAGUAYUUCCUGGUCGAUGUGGUACUUUUMCUGGUCUUGAUAGUUUUUGCAGUGAUUUUGUUGAUYAAGUACAUGRUUAGGUUUGUUYGUUGGCUGUGUUGUCGGUCAAGAAACAACAAAGUCAAGACUCAGUGACCUUCCCACUCGUUUAUUAUACUGGAAUGUUCCGAUAAUCUUUUCAAUUUUUUCUGUAGAAUUUGAAUAUCUUCCAAACCUAAGAACUGCAUGUGAUUUUUAAUUGAUUUUAAUUUUUAUCUAUUAAAUAUUGUGCAAUCCA
Actinia tenebrosa (Australian red waratah sea anemone) is the source of this 1749-nucleotide messenger RNA. Its product is annotated as UDP-glucuronosyltransferase 1-2. Lineage: Eukaryota; Metazoa; Cnidaria; Anthozoa; Actiniaria; Actiniidae. Gene Ontology annotation, molecular function: UDP-glycosyltransferase activity. The record is from RefSeq and is a predicted model, not a curated record.